Messenger RNA from Clupea harengus (Atlantic herring), 2040 nucleotides. It is a transcript of the gene gnl3, whose product is annotated as G protein nucleolar 3. The record is from RefSeq and is a predicted model, not a curated record. Gene Ontology annotation, cellular component: nucleolus. Lineage: Eukaryota; Metazoa; Chordata; Actinopteri; Clupeiformes; Clupeidae. Gene Ontology annotation, molecular function: GTP binding.
UUUCUUAAAAAAAAUAGCUAAUGAGCCUCUUCACGUUAUACCAAAUCAUUCGGAUGAGUUGAUUGAUUUAUUAGAGAAAAAAUUAACCCAAUCAUGACCAACAACGGAAGCGGAAACUCGAAACACACGCUAGCUCACUUCCUCGGACGAAAUCCACGUGCAUCGAAACAGCUCAACUCUCCGGUGUGUCUGCGUAUAUUAACAAAAUGAAACGCCCGAAGUUGAAGAAAGCAAGUAAGCGCGUAACCUGUGCAAAGCGUUUCAAAAUUGAGAAAAAGGUCCGGCAACACCACAAAAAACUACGUAAAGAAGCCAAAAAAAAUGGGAUAAGCAAGCGUGUCAAGAAGGAUAUUGGGGUACCGAACAGUGCACCUUUCAAAGAGGAGAUUCUGAGGGAGGCUGAGAAGAGAAAACUAGCGCUUGACGAGCUGAAGGAACAGACCCGAAUUGCCAAGAUAACCGUAAAGGCCCAGAAAAGAAAGCAGGAGAAGGAAGCUGCUAAAGCAGAAACAGAGCCCAAGGCCAAAAAACAGAAAAAGGAUAAGAAAACAAAGCAGAAGAAGAAACAGUCCGCUACAGGCUCAGACAGAAGCUCCAAGAGGUUCCGUUGCCAAGAACUGAACAAGGUCAUUCAAGCAUCUGAUGUGGUUGUAGAAGUCCUUGAUGCCAGAGACCCUCUUGGUUGCCGGUGUCCUGAGCUUGAGGAGGCCGUUUUGAAACAUGAGGGCAAGAAGCUGAUGUUCCUGUUGAACAAGAUAGAUCUUGUACCAAAGGACAAUCUGAAAAAAUGGCUGGAUUAUCUUCAACUGGAGUGUCCAACAUUUGUCUUCAAAGCAUCCACGCAAGUUCAAGACAGAACAGUGGAAGAGAAGAAGAGACGGAAGGGAAGUGGACGAGUGGAUCACUCCCGAGCGUUUGCUGCUUUAGGUGACACGUGUCUCAUGGAGCUGCUAGAAAAUAUUGCCAAAACGCGCGACACAGAAAUCAUGCUUAAAGUUGGUGUUGUCGGUUUCCCCAGCACAGGGAAGAGCAGUCUGAUCAACAGCAUGAAGGGUGUGAGGGCCUGCCAUGCUGGAGUUCAGCGAGGACUGACCAAGUCCAUGCAGGAAGUCCACAUCUCCAAAGCUGUCAAGAUGAUUGACAGCCCUGGAAUAAUUGCAACGCCUUCCAACCCUCCCGUUUCCAUGGUGCUCAGAAGUCUGAAGGUAGAGGAGAAAGAGGAAAGCCCAGUGGAAGCUGUUAGAAUUCUUCUAAACCAGUGUAACCAGCAGCAGAUUAUGCUGCAGUAUAAUGUUCCAGACUACAGAAAUUCAAAUGAAUUUUUGACCUAUUUUGCCAAGAAGCGUGGAUUAAUGAUAAAAGGCGGUGUCCUGAACACUGAAUUGGCUGCCAGCACAUUUUUGAAUGACUGGACAGGAGCGAAACUGAGCUACUACUCCAAGCCCCCUACGAACCACUCCCUGCCUCCAUACCUGUCAGACGCCAUGGUAACAGAGAUGCAGAGGGAUGUGGAUAUGGUCAAGCUCAAGAGUGGCAACGAGGAAACCAUUAACAGUGUGAAGUGUCCAAACCCAGCUAGCAGUAUGGAAUUCCUCUCGACGGGUCCCACUGCUGGGACGUUUAACGAGGACGAGAUCCCAGAGGAGAAGGCUGUGGAGGCAGUCAUGGAGACGGUCGUGGAGGAAGACGAAGAGGAGAUGGUGGGUGGCAGUGAGGCGGCUGAGAUGGAUGACCUUCAUGAAGAUGAAGCGGAAGAGACAACACAGAAGAUAGAAACAGGUGAAACGGCAUCAGCAGCCCAUAAGGCAGAGGUUAAACGGGUUACCUUUAAUGUUGACCUCUCUUCCGGACGGCAAAAUGACAACGAUACAUAUGACUUCAACACAGACUUUAUGUGAGCUUUUGGAGCUUGGUCUUUUUUUUUUUUUACAUUUUGAUGUAAACUUCAUUUUCCUGUUGACCUUACUGUCUAAGGUCUGUCAAUUUAUUGUGCAUUCUCUGUAAAUAUGCCGAUGUUAAAAUAAAUGACUCAUCUAUAAA